AGAUAAGCAAAGCUGUUGGAUUAAAUAUUAGCCUGAACCGAAAGAGGCAUGUGUGUGAUUGUGUCUGAUGCAUCAACCUUUCCAGGAUGUUAGAAAAACACCCGUAUGUGAAGAUUUUUCUCAAGGUUAUUGCUUGCUUUCUUAUAGCUGCUUCUAUCACAAUUCUGACCACGUUUUUAAUUCGGAAGUUUUAUGAAGAACCAACUGAUCCAUCACCUCCACCUCCCUGCCUUCUGGAAUGUAAAAAUGGAGGAAUAUGUAUCAAUAAUCAUUGCCGCUGCUCAGAAUACUACACAGGGGAGCUCUGCACAAUAGAAAAUUUUUGCAAACCCGAUUCUAUUUGUGAUAACAGCAGUAAAUGUUAUGAAUUUGAUAGCAUCCUGGUUGGCAUGUAUAGCUAUUCCAAAGAGCUUUGUGAAAAUACAACUGUAAAUGCGAAUACUCCACAGGCUACUGUUCAGUGUGUGAACAAUGGUGGUAUUUUAAGUUUCGGACCUAUCAGACUUCAAAAUUGUGAUGAAAAUCUGGAGACACUUGCUAACAAGACACAUAUAGACACAGAAAAUGCCGAAAGUGUUGCAGCCACGGCUCAGAUCCUGACUUCAGAGCCUACAAGUCUACAGGCAGAGGAUAUCACAAAUGCAAUUAGGAUUGUGAAUAGGUUACUGACUCUAUCGAAUGCUACAGAAGAGGUGGGCCAGUCUGCAGUUGCCACUGUUAGUCAAAUUUUAAGUGCUAAUGAAACAGAAUUUAAAGAUGAUGAAGUACAAGUAAAUGAAGCGGAAAGUCUAACAAGACAAAUGGAAGCAUAUUCUCUGAAUGUCGUUAAUGACACCGUGUCAAUGGUGCAGCGAAGCGUUGCAGUUGAAAAACGUACCCUGUCUGCAAGGAAUCAAAAUGGAAUCCAGUUCAUGUCACUAAAAGGCCUACCAGGAGGUGAAGAAGACUUAAUAUCCAACAGGGUCAUAGUAGACAACAAUACUUCAGAGUUUGUGCAUAAUGAAACAGCAGAUGUUCAACUUUUCAUAAAACCAUCUGAAAGUGUGGAUAUUAACAUAGCUGUUGGCUUUGUUCUCUACCAGAAUGAUAAUCUUUUUAAGUCUAUCCAUAAAAGAGCCCUUACCUAUAGAAAACGAGUUAUCUCUGCCAACAUUUCCAGUGGAAUACAUGCCAAUGUAGAGUUUAGCUUCAGUCAAAGGUCUGAUCCAUCGUUCAUCCUGGUACAAUAUGCCUGUGUUUACUGGGACUAUGAUAAGAGUGAAUGGAAUACCGAAGGCUGUAAGAAGCUAUCCACAGUGAAUGACGCCUCAGCACUGCGAUGUGCUUGCAAUCAUACUACUAACUUUGCUGUGUUAAUGAAUUUCAGAGAAAAUAUUACGCAUCCAGAGCUUGGUACAGUGUCAACCGCUGGCUGUGUACUUUCUAUGGUGGGAUUAACUGUCACGGUAGUAUUUCUGUUGUAUGCCAGAUUUAGAAAGAAACAGAAAACAUCAUGGAUACUGAUGAGCCUUUGUUCAGCCAUGCUAAUCUUCUAUAUUAUAUUUAUUGGUACAAUGGAAUACCCAAUUUUUAAGGAUGAAGAUUCAAACACUGGCAAUUCAAGCAAUACAUUUAUACCAUAUGAAAAUGAUGAUCCUCCACAACCUGUAUGUGCAGCCUUGGCUGUUCUAUUACACUAUUUCCUCCUUACAACGUUCACAUUGACUGCAAUGCAUGCAGCAGAGCUGUAUGUUCGUCUGGUUCUUGUCUACCGUUUUACCCCAAAAGGCUUUACAAGGAGUGCACUUGUCAUUGGAUGGGGGCUUCCAAUUAUAAUUGUCUUAAUAACAUUUGGAUCAACAUAUAAAACUGGGAAACAAAAAAACAAUUAUCACCGAGAAGAUUUCUGUUGGCUUGCUGGUGUAAACGAGCAACUCAAAUUGGAUCUCUCGAAGCCCCUGUUGUGGUCUUUUCUGUUGCCAGUGGGAAUCAUCCUUAUAGCAAAUAUUUGCAUAUUUAUAGCAGUUGCAGUGUCAAUUUGGAAGAAGAAUCCAAAUGUAACCAGCACAAAAAAACAUUCAGUGUUAAAGAAGACAUUGGCUACAGUCUCUGUUUCAACUUUACUUGGUGUCACCUGGAUUGUUGGCUUCUUAAUGCUUAUAGAGACCAGAGAGUCCACACAGAUUAUUUUCAGCUACAUCUUCUGCUUAUGCUGUGCAACUCAGGGACUUCAAAUCUUCAUUUUCUACACCCUCAAGUCUCCCUUGUUUCUGGAGAAGGUUGCUGUGGGUAUUCGCUUGUUUAACUCUUGCAAGCUUUACAUGCAUUCGGAUAAAUACUGGGUGAACAGGAUCCAAAAGGAAAAAACACAGUUAUAUAAUGAACAAUUCAGGAACGUCUCAGAGUCAACAGCUCAAUUAUUUUCUGAUAGCAAAAAAGAAUGAGACGUGUCUUUCAUACGAGUUCAUUUAUAUUUUGUUUCUGGAAAAAUAAAAAAUAGAAAAUACUUUAA
Rana temporaria (common frog) is the source of this 2491-nucleotide messenger RNA. It is a transcript of the gene ADGRG7, whose product is annotated as adhesion G protein-coupled receptor G7. Gene Ontology annotation, biological process: G protein-coupled receptor signaling pathway; cell surface receptor signaling pathway. The transcript has 16 exons. The record is from RefSeq and is a predicted model, not a curated record. Gene Ontology annotation, molecular function: G protein-coupled receptor activity. Bases 87 to 2423 code for a protein of 778 amino acids. Gene Ontology annotation, cellular component: membrane. Lineage: Eukaryota; Metazoa; Chordata; Amphibia; Anura; Ranidae.